UUAACUUGCUGAAGGGGUCGGAAGCGUUACCGAAAUUUUAACAUGUCCACUCAGUCGUCAAAUAUAUAACGGCUGGACUAUACUUUUAAGGAUAUUUAUGUUAGGAAAACAUGGAAUACCCGAUAAGAAUCACAAAGCUGUGUUUUUACGCGGCGCUAUUGUGUUUCGUGAGUGAACUGGUGCUAGGAGCCUCGUUCUAUGGGGAUGGCUACGUGCACCUGAAGGCCGUGGAGUCAUCCAGCCGUAACUCUCUACGCGUUCGCUUCCGUACCUCCAGCCCCCACGGCCUGCUUUUCCUCGCCGCUGGACACACAGACUACCUCCUGGUGGAGCUGACCGCAGGGCGCCUGCAGAUUAAGCUGGAUCUAGGAUCAGGUGAACGGUUGCUGAGGUCAGAGAGCAGCACCCAGCUGAAUGACCUGGCCUGGCACACUGCUGAGCUGAUUCAGGAUGGCCACAUCAUAACCCUGACUGUUGACCAACACUCCCACACAAACCUUAGGCUGCCCAGGCAUGGAUCUCAGGAGCAGGAGCUUUCCGUCCAGGACGGGCUGUUCGUUGGUGGGUCUGGAGGCCUAGACAAGCUCUACAUACCCAGUCAUCUAACUGGCUUUCGUGGAUGCAUGGAUGAGGCUGUAUUCAACGACCAGAAUAUCUUAUCAUCGCUGAGACCAUAUGCUGGAUUCAAGAGUGUCUAUGAGGUUUAUUUGGGUUGUAGUCCCCAGUUCUUUGCCAAUGAGGAGGAUCCUGUUAGUUUCUUCAGUUCUACAGCAUACAUCUCCCUGCCAACCUGGAAUGUCUCCCACUCCCAGCAGGAGGCGCUGUUUGAGUGUGUGGUACACACCUCGGCUAAAGAGGGUAUCAUCUUGUAUAACUCAGCCAGACAGGGGGACUUUGUGGCAGUUGAGAUCCAAGAGGGGCUGCUGGUAGCCAUAUUGGGUAAAGGCAGCACCAAAACUGAACUUAAAUCCCUAACCUUCAUCAAUGACAGGAAAUGGCAUUUGAUCAAGCUGUUUUUCACCCCUAAGACCCUCCAGCUGACAGUGGAUGAGGAAAUGGUGAAGACCAGCAUUGGCUCUCGCACAAAGGGACUUCAGCUGAGAGGGUCGCUGUUUGUGGGGGGUAUUGACGAUGGCACACGUUCAGAAGUCAGGAAGAUGGGCCUUGUUUCUGUGUCAGGGAAGAGAGUGAGAGGAGGUUCUUUCAAGGGCUGUCUGAAAGACAUUAAAGUCAAUGGGGUCAUAAUGGGUCUGCCCAACGCUAUAGUCACUAAAGAUAUCUCGGUUGGAUGUGAGCCAGAGAAAGAACCAGAACCCUCGACCACAGUGAGUUCAAGUACACUUUCAACUCUCCCAGAGUCCAGCUUUGAUUACACUUCGGUUACCCCAACCCCAGAGUUCCCUGUGUCCACCCUGGCCAAGGGGCUGGACAAGAGAUAUGGAUCCAACUUUGUGUUGCUCAGGAAUCUUGUUGUCCCUGAAGGAGGACGGGGAUCUCUGGACUCCAAACACAUCAAAGUUCUCCUGGACUUCAAGAAGCUCGGAGUACGGCAGUCCCAAAUCAUGUUCCGGAUCCAGGAACAGCCGGUUCAUGGACAGAUUCGACUGGAUGUAGACCAGGACCAAGAAGAGAACACCUUCAGCAUGCUGGACCUGUGGCAUGGCCGGGUAAUGUACAUUCACGGAGGAUCAGAGGACCCUCAAGACUUCUUCAUGUUCUCCAUCUUCUCAUCCUCCAGGAAGGAGGUUCCUGACUACCUGAAGGAGGCGAGGAGCUAUCGCUACAACAUCACGGUGACCCCCACCAAUGACGCCCCUGAACUUAGCCUGCCUCUGGGAAACCUCUUCGUACUCUUGGAGAAUUCUAGAAAACACCUGACCACGGAAGUGUUGAAGGCAACAGACAUUGACAGCAAACAGAGCGAGCUCUUCUUUUCUGUCCUGGGCAACUUGAAUGCCGAUGCAGGGUACUUGGAAGUGGAAGGCAACCCUGGCAUAGCUGUUACCGAGUUCUCCCAUUCUGAUCUUGAUAAAGGGAAGGUAAACUAUGUUCACACCGGGGUGAGGAACUCUAGGAUUGUCUUGAGGGUCAGUGAUGGAGACAAGGUUAGCAAUACGGUUGUGCUGAGGAUCAUGGCUGUACAAUUGGAGUAUAAGGUCGCCAACAACACUGGGCUUGAAAUCACUCAGGGUGAGAUGGCGCUGAUUGGAAACUGGCAACUAGCUAUUCAGACCAAUGCUGUCAAGCAGCUUGUUGACAUCCGGUACGACAUCAUCGAGCAUCCUCAGUAUGGUGAGCUGCAGAGGCUACACUCCAGCGGCGAAUGGAAGCCGACAGGCUCCUUCUCUCAAAGGCUACUGGAGAAAGAACGGCUUCGAUACUGCAGCACUUUCCAAGAGAUCCAAACUGCCAAUGCUACUGAUUACUUCAAAUGCAAGGUCACUGUAGCUGGUAGAGUUGAUACUGAACUUGUCUUCCCCAUUACUGUAAAAUGGGUACAUUAUAACUUAGUUAGGAAUGUAAUUGCCCACAUUGAUAAAGUUAGGAAAGUGACGUUACACUCACAGUAUCUUUACGCCAGCGCAGACGUCACACUGUCAGAGGAUGACCUGCACUUCAGGGUUCUGUCAUUACCAACGAAAGGAAAACUACUGCUUGUAAACAAGGUACUGAAUAAAAACUCAACAUUUAGCCAAAGGAAUGUAACUGAUCUGAAGGUACAAUAUGAACUGGUCGACAGACCGUUCAAGGACACAAGCGACACAUUUAGAUUCCAAGUGUUCUCUAAGCAUGCUCAAUCUCAAAGCUACGAUUUCCAGAUUUCAAUAAAGGCUGAUAUAAAUAGCGUAUAUAUAAGAAAUGAUGGGUUAAUCAUUUUGGAGGGAGACAGUAAACUGAUCACUAAAGACGAGUUGUUUGCAGAGACACUUGGCACUAAGGAGCUGUUUUACACUGUCACAACUAGCCCUGAACAUGGGAAGUUGGCACGCAUUAACCUAUCCAACUCCAACACCACUUACAACAACAUCCACAUUUUCAGCAAUCAGGAUCUCUUGGAAGAGCGCAUCAUGUACAUCCAUGAUGACUCGGAGACCACUCACGAUCAGUUCACAUUUAUCGCCUCCACCAGUCAGGAGCUCAAGUCCCAGAUUUUGGACAAUGGAGUCGGAUCCAAACACGGGACGUUCAACAUAUCCAUCCAGCUAGUCAAUGACGAGAAGCCUGUGCGCAUUGUUGAUACAGUUUUCCAUGUGGUAAGAGAUGGGCAACGGCUGCUCACACUAGACGAUCUCUGUUACCACGAUGCAGACUCAGACUUCAGUGAUGGGCAGUUGGUCUACACGCGCCGCGGAAUCCCGAUGGGAGACCUUGUUCUGGUGAACGACACUUCUCACAGGCUAUUCCAGUUUACCCAGAAGGACCUGGAGGAGAAGAGAGUGUUGUUCCUCCAUCGAGGCGUCAGUUCUGGACGCUUUGUUCUUUUCGUGUCUGAUGGGAAGCACUUUGUCUCGACCCUCCUGGACGUCACCGCCCACGAACCUUUUCUGAGACUCAGCAACAACACAGGUCUUCUGGUCCAGAAGGGGAAGGAAGUGACAUUGACCAGUCGCAACUUUAGCAUUUUCACUAACCUGGAUAUCCGAGACGACAGUGAAGUCACCUACAAAGUGUCUGAGCCUCCUAGGAAUGGAGGGCUGUAUCAUGUCCGAAAUGUUUCGGUGGACGCGUUCACCCAGCACGACCUGAAGCAGGGCUUUGUCUUGUAUCGUCAUGACGACAGCAGGAAUCUGGCAGACUCAUUUAACGUGACGGUGGGGGUUAAAGGUCACGUCCUGCAUGCCAGGAUUAACGUUAAGGUUUACCUGGAGAGCCAUCAGAGACCCCCUGUCCUCCAACACAACAACACCUUGCUGGUGGAGGAGGGCAAACCUGUGAAGAUUGAAGACAGUAGACUAGAGGUCACCCAUGAGGACAACCUGCCGUCUGAGAUUGUGUUUACAGUGAAGGUGGCCCCGUCUCAUGGGCUCCUGAGGCGCUUUGUCAAGGCAGAGGAGCAAUAUGCUGGAUCUGAGCAAGCCCCCAUCAAGACCUUCUCGCAGGAAGAUGUCAAUGCUGGCAACAUCCAGUACAUGCAAACAGCCCCUGGGCAGGUCAGUGACACAUUUGUUCUGGAUGUUUCCAACGGGGUCACGGAACUCAGCAGUGUUAGGAUGUCGGUGGACAUCAUCCCCCGCCUCAUCCCUCUGCAGGUGUCAAAUUUCACCCUCAGAGAGGGCGGGUCCAAGGCUCUAACCCAGGAAGUUCUCAAGGUUACAAACCGUCACUUCUUUGGUCUCAACUUCCUGUACAGCCUGACUGAGCCCCCACAGAAUGGAUACAUAGAACACUCCCGUUACCGUGGAGUUCCAGUGCUGUCAUUCACCAGGCGACAGGUGGAGCAGGAGUUCAUCUACUAUGUCCAUGAUGGCAGUGAGACAUUGGAAGACAACUUCACUGUGUUAGCCAACGACACAAGCCUGAGGAAACAGAGUGCCCCCUGUACCGUCCACAUCCAGGUGACAUCCAUCAACGACCAGCCUCCCGUCGUCACGGCCAACAAUGUCCUCAGGGUGUGGGUUGGUUCGGUCACAGAAAUCCGCCCUGACGACCUGGAGGCCCAGGAUGAGGACACGCCCCCUGAGGGACUGCAGGUGAUCGUGACACCCCCCAGUAACGGUCACCUGGCGCUGAAGAGUGCCCCCUCCAGACCACUCCUAAACUUCACCAUGCAACACAUCCACCUGGGACAGCUGCUGUUUGUUCACAGUGGUGCCAUGUCAGGAGGGUUUAACUUCCAGGUGAACGAUGGGGUGAACUUUGCCCACCGCCAGAUCUUCAGCAUCACAGCCAGCGCACUGGUCCUCAGCCUGGAGAUCAAUAGGCCAAUCAAGGUUUUCCCAGGCUCUACAACACCAAUUACCAGGGAGGAUUUGUGGGCGGUGACCAAUGACAAGAGCGACACGUCCAACCGCACCAUUACCUUCAGUGUGAUUCGUCGACCCAAACUAGGAAGCCUGGUGACAGUCCUGUUGGACAACUCAACAGUCGAUGUCUCUUCCUUCACACAGACCAUGCUGGACAAAGGGGAGGUCUUGUAUGUACAAAGUCUUGUGGAUUCAGUUGGAUGGUCUGCCAUGGACUCCAUGACCUUCACAUUGUCCUCACCGCCAGCCAUCCUGGAAGCUCAGACCUUCAAGAUUGACAUCUCAUAUGAAAACGCUGGACCUGAUCGCAAGACUUUGCUCCUCGCCAACACAGGUGCUGUGUUGACCGAAGGUGACAGCGUCGUCAUCGACAAGUCCAUGCUGGAUGCAUCUAACCUGUUGUCCAAGCUGCCCACACCCCAACGCAGCUCCCACGAGAUCUGGUUCCAGGUUAAGUCUUUACCCCAGCACGGGGUCAUCGUGGUGGGAGAAAGGAACCUCACCGCAGAGAAACCAAACUUCUCCCAGUACAUCCUCAGCAAGUAUGGCAUCACAUACCGUCACGAUGACUCUGAGACGCUACACGACCACUUUGUCUUUGACACGUGGCUGAACCCCAAGGGCACACCUGCACUACGCCCUCUAGACGACAGCCAGGUGCUGGAGGAGUGUUUCAACCUCACAGUUAUCCCAGUCAACGACCAACCGCCCGUCCUGAAGACCAAAGCCCCCAGCCUGAGGUUGGUACAGGGGGACGCUGUUCCCCUGGGACCAGAGAACCUGAACGUAGAAGACCUGGACAAUCAAGCAGAGGACAUCCAGUACACCAUCAUCAGCAAGCCCAACAAUGGCUAUCUGGCACGGAGAGGAGCCUUGAAUGAGUCUGUGAUGUCUUUCACUCAGGCUCAGAUCAACUGUGGGAAUGUCUACUUUGUCCACGACGGAAGCCGUAACUCGGGCGCCUUUUAUGUCAGUGUCUCGGAUGGUCACCACAAGCCUAUUUACAAACUCUUUAAUCUGGAAGUGACAGAGAUCACCAUCUCCCUGGUGAACAACACCGGGCUGGUUCUGAAGCAGGGACAGACUUCGGUAGAGUUAAACCAGGAGAGUCUGGCUGCUGAGACCAAUGGGAAAAACACCACUGUUCACUACCGCAUCACCAGUCCGCCCCUGUAUGGCAAGCUCCUCCGCCCAGACAACCAGGUGGUCAGUCAGUUUGAACAGGAAGAUCUAAGAAUGGGAAGGCUGUUUUAUCACAUGACAAGCCUCACUUCUGGUCUGGACAGCUUCGAGUUCAUUGCAUUUACGUCCGAAGCAAACAUGACUGAACAGGUCGUCAACAUUACAGUCAGGCCCUUGCUUGGGUUUGGCAAGGCGGUGACGAUAACAAAUGGGGUCAUGGUCAAACUUGACACCAGUUUCCUCAAUGCCUCUGAGCUUGUUGCUCUAACUGGCAGCGACCCUCUCUUUGAAGUUGUCUCGCAGCCAAAGUAUGGCAAGCUGAUGCGAGAAAACCCUAAAGCUGUAAAGAGAACUGAACCAGUGGAGUUGUUCUCUUUUCAGGAGGUGAGGCAGGAGAGGCUGUUCAUUGAGCUCAAUGCUAAUAUGACUGGAGUGCAGGAGCUAAAUGACUCCCUAAUCUUCAUCCUGAAAGCGGAGAAUGUCCCGCCAGCCAAAGGAGAAUUCUGGUUCACAGUUGUUCCAUUCGAUCCGUCCCUAGUCCAAACUACUGAGAGCCCUAUCCUGACCACUAGCUCUCUUUUCACUUUGACCGUGAACAAAACAAACCAAACAGCAGUGUCCCCCGUGUCCACCUCCUUUCUGUCCACACAGGUGCCCAGCAAGACCCACCAGAAGGUUAAAGGCCGCAACCGCUGGGGCAACACCAACCAGAACAACUCGUCAGGAACAGGCCCAACUCUCGGCAAGCCCACUGUGGGUCGAGAAGAGGACAAUGAGAUUCCCUUUGUGAAUACGCCAGUGCGAGUGGAGUCAUACCCCCAGCAGACCUCCAAACCCCUACUGGUUGUCCUACCACUGCUAGCUCUGCUCCUAUUGAUCAUUCUCCUAUUGGUUUUGGUUCUGCUGCUGCGACGCAGUAGAAAUAGGAAUCGGAAACCUGUCAUUCCUGGGCCGCCGCCCACGCCCUCAACCCCACCGGCCUAUCUCGGCCAGACGCAGAGGAGCUUGACCGUUCCCACCGUGGUCGUGACCCCGCUGAGCCCAAGCUGCCCUGGAAGCCCCACCCUGGAUAGGUUGCUGCCAGCCAAUCACAACACAACAUUGCUGCCACUCUGCUCAUGGAGGGGCGUAGAUCCAGAUAAUUCUGCUCAGCUUAUUAGGACCACUCCCCCCACUUUACAGCAAAAUCAGUACUGGGUAUGACCGCCGUGGCUGCUGCCACCUAGAGGCGGGUUGUGGAAGUGAAUGGUGCGCCAACAUCUGUUCCUAACACCGCCAGCAACACCACUGUUUGUUCAACCUUAAACUGUAACACUGCUGCAGUAGGAAAACAAUUAUCAUACAUUUGUUCUGCUGCUGGAGCACAAUCAGUGCUGAGAAUGACGACGCUAACUGACAGCCACUUGCAACUAACCAUUAGUUGUCAUGACUGUUGGACCGUAGCAGCCCAAUCAUUACCACUGCAUGUAAUAACCACAAGUAACUAGUUCAGGCACUCUCACCUCCAUCAACCUCUAGAAAUACUUAAUGGCUGGCUAGACGAUAAUGUCAUGUUCGGUAUUACUACUGUCAAAGUUACCCGUCCAAUCCCAUCAUUGCAAUGACAGACCUAGUGAACUCUAAUGGAUUUAGUUGUUUAGCUGCAAAGCAUUUGGAAGAGGUGACAAUGACCAUUUUCAUAUUUGCUGUGGCUAGCAUGGUUGUUUUAAAAAAAUAUAUAAAUUCCUUCUUAGUGAGCAGAAGCUGUGGAUAUAUGUAUACAUUUGUAGAAUGGUUUGAUACUGUGAAGUACUUAAUAUACUGACACUGAAAUCAAUUUUAUUUUCACCAAAUAAAUUGUGCACAUUUUUAUAUAUAUUUCAGAUGUAUUGUGUUUAACCCUUAGCAGCCAUGUUUGGUUGUUGCUUUUUCUGUAAACUCAGGUAUUCUUAUGCAAUCGUUGCUUGUAUUUUUGGCAAUAUUUAUGUGGAUACGAUACUGAUAAUUUCAAAGGACUAAAUAUGAUGUACUGACUGAAUUGCACCGGUAAAAUUAUUAUACAGUAUUUUGAACAUUGUGUCAACCUAGAUCAAUGAGACUAAUCCAUGUACAAAUGUUUAAAUUCUCACUGAAAUCUCACCUAAUAUAACUGGUGCUGUUACACAUUUUUGUAUUUAUUACGUGUAGUAUUUUUUAUUGAAAGCCUUUAUCAUCAACACCACAGUAUGGAUAAUGUAAGUAAGAACAUGGUUUUGUGGUUCUAAUGUUCUAUGUACCCUGAUACCACUAUGUAACCCUUACCAUACUGCCAGAGGCCACAGUCUUGAUUAUACUAUGGCCCUGAACACAAUCUGCUCUUUGAAGCCAAACAUGACCCUUUAAAUGUACAUAGGCAUACUUGUCAAUAGUGUUAUUUAUAUUUGUUCAUUUCUAACUCUGAUUUACCAUAUUUGACCCUGAUUUUCUUUUCUGCAGGUCAUCACACAAUGUUUAGAAAUGCAGUGUAGUCUGACACUGAAUUGUCCAUGUAUUUGACCUAAAAAUGUGCUCAUCAACCGUGUUGCUAUAAGAGGUGUAUAAAUAAUAUCUGCAGGCACUGAUCUAUUAAAAUCUGUUGCCUACAGGUCUUUUGAGAGAAGAUUUUGCUGUAGCUACACUUUCAGCAACUUAUAGGCAAGCAUGUUAUAUUGGGAUAAUUUCUGACACUGAAGUGGAUAUGAAUACUUUGAGAGUGAUUGAUUAACUGCUGUGCUAUUGGAUGUGAUUCUACUGAUGUAGUGUUAUUAUACCACUAUAGUUGUAUCUGUGGUAAUAACCAAAGAAUGUUUUACCGGAGCUAGCAGACUUCCUGUAUUGAUCACAUAUUUAUGAUGUAACCUUUUACAGUGUAACUCUAUAUUUAUUUUAACCCUCUUGGUUUUAUGUGGUUUUUAUUAAGUAUUUGCAUAUUAAAUGUGUAACCCUCA
Esox lucius (northern pike) is the source of this 9091-nucleotide messenger RNA. RefSeq names its product chondroitin sulfate proteoglycan 4b (gene cspg4ba). The coding region runs from base 111 to 7349 and encodes 2412 amino acids. NCBI's taxonomy places the organism in Eukaryota, Metazoa, Chordata, Actinopteri, Esociformes, Esocidae. The record is from RefSeq and is a predicted model, not a curated record. The transcript is spliced from 15 exons.